This is a messenger RNA of Exophiala oligosperma, 3549 nucleotides long. RefSeq lists its product as uncharacterized. Gene Ontology annotation, biological process: DNA-templated transcription. Lineage: Eukaryota; Fungi; Ascomycota; Eurotiomycetes; Chaetothyriales; Herpotrichiellaceae. Bases 1 to 3549 code for a protein of 1182 amino acids. The transcript is spliced from 4 exons. Gene Ontology annotation, molecular function: DNA binding; zinc ion binding. The record is from RefSeq and is a predicted model, not a curated record.
AUGUCAGCGACCGAUUACUCCGUUGAUGCCUCCAGCAUAUCGCGACUUGAUGUGCAACCUUGGAAACAGACAGCACUCCGAGCCCGAGAAGUCUUAUCGAAUAGUAUUCCAGCCAAAUGGAAACUGCACACGAAUUUCGAAACACCAGACACUGAUUUUCCGCAUGCCGUUCUUGAUUGCGGUAUUUUGACCUCAAGACAAGUGGAAUUGACUCAAUUGACAGCCUCUGAAUUGCUGCCUAUGCUGCACACAGGGACACUGAGUGCAGCCGAGUUGACUGAGGCAUUCUGUGCUCGUGCAGCCAUUGCUCAACAACUGAUCAACUGCCUUACCGAUUUCUUCCCGGAAGAGGCGAUCGAAUCAGCCAAAGCGUUGGAUGCUGAAUAUUCCAAGACCCGGAAGCUUCGGGGACCUCUGCAUGGUCUUCCGAUCGCGAUCAAAGACACCUAUGCAGUCAGGGGCAAGAGAACCACCAAUGGUUGUGCUGCGUGGUAUGACAGCGAGCCUGCGGGCGAAGAUGCUGCUCUUGUGCAGGUCGUCAAGGACGCAGGAGCAAUCGUAUUUGCCAGGACAACGAUGCCACAAACUGGAAUGGCCUUGGAGACAGUCAGCCCUCUCUGGGGCCGUACACUCAAUCCGUACAAUUCAAGAUUCGGAUCUGGUGGCUCCUCUGGCGGCGACGGUGCUUUAGUCGCCAUGCAUGGGGCUCCUUGUGCGCCCCUGGCUUCCGAUAUUGGCGGUAGCAUUCGUGCUCCCGCUGCUUUCAACGGUCUCUAUGGUAUGCGACCAACAUCUGACAGGGUUCCUCGAACGGGGCUGGUGUCACAAAGACUGGGUCAAAUUUCCAUCAAAGCGUCGUGUGGUCCCAUCUGUCACAGCCUGAGCGACCUGAAGCUUCUUGUCAAGUUAAUACUGACACAUCCGACUCUGCCCUACGAGCCAACAUGUAUUUCAGGAUUCUGGAAGGAGACGCACCCUAAAAUAAAGCUUACCAUUGGUAUUCUCGCCACGGAUGGCAUUGUUGAUCCACACCCACCAGUUACUCGGGCUCUCAGAGAUGUCGCAACCAGUUUACAGGCAGCGGGACAUCAAGUCAUAGAAUUCACGCCCCCGAUAGAUCUUUGGAAGGCCGCGAUUACCACAUGGAAGCUCUAUUUCCAAAAUGGAGCCAUCGAGACCAAGGCGGCUCUGGCGGCGUCCGGCGAACCUUUGAUUGUCCAGUUCCGACAUUACCUCGAUACAUUCAACGUCCGUGAGCAUACGGUGUCGGAGAUUAGCGAGUGUCACAGGCAGCAAGCAGCUUACAAGAAAGCAUUUGUCGAUGCUUGGGAUGCCACGGCCAACGAAACCCAGACAGGCAUGCCGAUGGACUGUAUCAUCACCCCUUCUGCACCACUGGCUGGAUCGCCUCAUGACUUCCCCCUUUGGUGGGGUUACACAACGAUCUGGAACCUGAUAGAUUAUCCAUCGAUCAUCAUGCCGUUGAAAUCUUUUAGACUGAAUCCGAUAAAAGAUGCGAAAGACAUGAGCUACCAGCCUCGUGAUAAUCCAUUCGACAAGCCCAACUGGGAGAUCUAUGAUCCUGAGAUGUGGAAAACGCAGCCAAUGACCUUUCAAGUUGUUGGGAGGAACUGUAGGGACGAAGAACUAAUCAGUGCUGUAGAAGUCAUCGACAAUGUUACACCUCCCGAUGAACUCGCCAGGAAUACUGCAACACAGCGAGAGUGGUACUCUGCGGCGACGCUUGAACACCUCUUGCUGGACCUGUCGAAAGCAGCCCAUCCGAAUCAGCUCAAGUCUCCCAAGGCCCGUCGACAUCGCGCUACCCCUCGGGCCACUGUAAACUCUGCUCAGCCCGACGAUAAUGAAGGCGCCAUUCCGAUCUCUUCUUCUCUCAAUGUUUCUCCUAACUAUGAUAGUGGAAAUCUAUCCCGCUUCUUCGAGGCCGGUGUUAUUUCUUCACAGUGGGAAGGAUUCGAGGAAAAGGGGACAUUUCGAGACGUUUACAUCGGUACUGAUGUCGCCAACCUACACCAUCUCGUGCGUGAUCAUGAACUGCCUGGAAGUGGGUGCCUGUUCUAUCCCUUCCCUGCGAUUCGGGAUGAACUAUCUUGGAAACCAGCUGCUCAUGGCCCCUCGAUCUACCACUAUCUGCCAGCCGAGGCCUUGAACGACUUAAGCAGUUUUCCCGUCCGCCCCGUCCGGGAUGCUCUCGUCGACACGUAUUUCGAGGACAUCCACCCCGGGUUCCCGAUUGUGGACGAAGCCAGUUUUCGCAAAAGAUACAAAGACCCUGACAAUCCACCUGCGCUCGUCGUCUUCCAAGCGAUGCUUCUUGCUGCAGCUCGCAUCACAGACCAUCCUCAAGUCGCUGCGUCCCGUGAGAUGACGACAGCCGUCCUCUUCAAGAGGGCCAAGACUCUAUUCGAUCUCAGACACGAGCAUGACCGCGUCGAUCUGAUCCAGGCUGCCCUUUUGAUGGCAUGGUACACGGAUAGUAGUUCUGAUACUGUGGCCUCCAACGCGUACUAUUGGGUUGGCAGUGCCGUGCGUAUUGCAUUUGGCAUGGGUCUGCACCGCACCGCCUCACUUCGAUACGUACCGCCGAAUAGGCGGCGAUUCGACAGGAAAUACAAAAAGAUCUGGUGGAUUUUGUUGUACAGUGAGGUCAUGUUGGCUUUGGAGUACGGCAGGCCCAGUCUGAUUCGUGCCGACGAUUUUGACGUAGGCAUCUUGGAGGACGACGACUUCAAGAACAUGGACGACUCAGAGGAUCUUGCGGUGAAGGGUCGCUUCUGUUCCAUCCUGGGUGACAUCUCCAUAGUAGUUUUGGACAUGCUCAGUCUCCGUGGGCCGCGAGGCAGACCGACCCACGACAGCCUGAGCACAACAGCGGCAAUCGAACGUCAGUUGGCAGCUGUGGCUAUGCGCAUAGCUCCAACCCACGACGCCUGGUCUUGUCAACUCCGGAUCAUCUACAAUCUGGUUGCAUUGAUAUUCUAUCGAAACAAUAGCGACGGCGAUGAGGGAGCGGCGAAGCUCUGCUCCGAAGCAGCGUCCAACAUUCUGACCACUUUUGAAGCCAUGGUGGUGCACGGUACGAUCCGCCAAUGCCAUCUGAGCACCACCACGGCUCUGACAGCGGCUGCCAUCCAAUUCGCUCGCGAAGCCCGAUCAGCAACUGCCGCGGGGUCCAUCAUAAAGGCCGUCUCGGCUCACGGGCAGCUGGAAAGGCUUCUGGGUCCUGCAGAAGCACUUUCCCAAUAUUUUUCGCACAUCAAGGCCGUGUGUAAGCUCUGCAAGAGCCUGAGUGCGCGUGCCGAGCUCCUCAUCAAAGAGUCUCAGGAACCGAAUUCCAGGUUGUUGUCAACUGAUUCUCAAUUCCCACCCGACACCAGUAUUGACUGGGAAAGCAUCAUGACAAACUACCGUAUGCCGAAUAAUCUUGGAUUUAACGGCUUGGACUUGGGAGAUGAAGGCGAAGAAUGGUUACAUGACUUCUCGUGGGCCAAUGUCGACGACCCAUCCUACAACGGCACAGAUCAAUGA